This is a messenger RNA of Syngnathus typhle (broad-nosed pipefish), 1168 nucleotides long. It is a transcript of the gene gja13.1, whose product is annotated as gap junction protein alpha 13.1. Gene Ontology annotation, cellular component: connexin complex. Gene Ontology annotation, biological process: cell communication. Bases 287 to 1150 code for a protein of 287 amino acids. The transcript has 2 exons. NCBI's taxonomy places the organism in Eukaryota, Metazoa, Chordata, Actinopteri, Syngnathiformes, Syngnathidae. The record is from RefSeq and is a predicted model, not a curated record.
UACACUGGUAGAGGUAGAAGUACUCACGCAAGUCUUUGGCUUAACAGGAAAAGAAGUACAGAAUCUGAAAUGCAUUUCAGUAAGAAAGUCAAAAUCUAUUUUUGAGCAGCAGAACAUACAAUAGGUAUUUUGAUAAAUACUCGAGUACUGCGCUGAAGAAUUUGUACUUGAUCUUCGUCAGCCUCUACCCCACUCCAAGGUUCAGCUCAGUCAACGCUCAACCUCUGUCGCGGACGGUCCACUCGGCCUCGCUCAUCAGAUCAGCAAGUAUACAUCAUCGCCAAAGAUGGGAGACUGGGGUUUCUUGUCAAGCCUAUUGGACAAAGUGCAGUCGCACUCGACCGUCAUCGGAAAGAUCUGGAUGACGGUUCUGUUCCUGUUCCGGAUCAUGGUCCUGGGCGCCGGCGCCGAGAGCGUAUGGGGUGACGAGCAGUCCGACUUCAUCUGCAACACGCAGCAGCCCGGUUGCGAGAACGUCUGCUACGACUGGGUCUUCCCCAUCUCGCACAUCCGCUUCUGGGUGCUUCAGAUCAUCUUUGUGUCGACGCCCACGCUGGUCUACCUGGGCCACGCCAUGCACAUCAUCCACCAGGAGAACAAGCUGCGCGAGAAGCUGGCCAGCCCCGGCGGGACUCUCCGCCCCAAGUCGCCCAAGUACACUGACGACAAGGGCAACGUGACCAUCAAGGGCAACCUCCUGGGGAGCUACUUGACCCAGCUGGUUUUCAAGAUCCUCAUCGAGGCCGCCUUCAUCGUCGGUCAGUACUACUUGUACGGCUUCGUCAUGGUACCCAUGUUCCCGUGCUCCAAGAAGCCGUGCCCGUUCACCGUCGAGUGCUACAUGUCGCGACCCACCGAGAAGACCAUCUUCAUCAUCUUCAUGCUGGUCGUGGGUUGCGUGUCCCUGCUGCUCAACGUGAUCGAGGUCUUCUACCUGCUGUGCAAGCGAUGCAAGGCCAAGUCCAGGCGGAGGUUUCCCAUCAACACCGUCGGGGGCCCAGUCGGGCUUUCCGAGCCCAGGUGGCCCACGAUGGACGAUGCCUUGAAGCAAAAUAAGAAGAACCUGGACAUUGAGAUGGAAGCCAACCAGAGUCUGGGGGGCAGCCCGGAUGGAGCCAAGGAGGAGAAGCAACUGUUGGGCGUCCACUAGCGAGGAUCUUGCGUUUGU